GCCAGGGGCGGCACCCGGUGGAUGGAUGACUGGAGUUUCCCGUGCGGUCUCAAGAUUAAUGGAAGAGGUCUGUUGAUCUUGGGAAUCGGCUAUCAGAUGGUCGGUCCCAGAAAGCCCUUGCACUUGAUCCUGCUUUAGAAACGAAUGGAGAGAUAUCCAUUUCAAAUAAGCUACAGCGGAAAAAACAAAUAACCUGGACACCACCUUCGUUAUCCAGGUCUCAACUGAAAAGGCCUGUCUGCACAGACAUAGCACCUGGUUCAGGCCAGGAUACGACUGCGAGGGACGCUAAAAGCUAACGCUAUCUUGUUUGUUAGAUAGACGGAAACAGCUUUCGACGCUGUCUCACGCUCUGGAUUGGAUUUUGGAUAACCAAGCCAUCUCUGGAAAUAAAGGACUGUCGAGUGACACCUCGAAUCACCGGUGCUCGCUUGGAAAUUGACGAGCUAACGCUGCAAAGCUAACACCCACUGACCAUUUCUGCUAGAGUUAGCUAGCGUGCUAGCCUAGCUAACCCAAAGCGUUAGUGUUAGCUAGAGACUUGGAUAUAACUACACGCUUGGUUGGAGUUUUCCUAACACACUAAGGAAGGGUAUUGGAGGAAAUACAUUCACGUUGGUUAGUCAAUUAUGAUAGCUGUUAGCUAGUAGCUAGCUGUCAGCUUCAUUGAGGCCAGCGACUGUGUUAGCUGUGUAGCAUCCCCGAACGACUUGUAAAGGAAGACUCAGCCCGAGCCCAGGAGCUCCACCAUCAGCCUGCCAUCAUGGGCAACACGCCCACCGCAAAGAAGGGCAAUGAGAUGGAGAGCGUGAAGGAGUUUCUUGCCAAAGCCAAAGAAGAUUUCCUGAAGAAAUGGGAGAAUCCAGCACAGCAAACUGCGGCAUUGGACCACUUUGAGCGCUUGAAGACCUUAGGCACUGGUUCGUUUGGUCGAGUCAUGCUGGUUAAACACAAAGAAACGGGCCAGCAUUUUGCUAUGAAAAUACUUGACAAACAGAAGGUAGUGAAGCUGAAGCAGAUAGAACACACACUGAAUGAGAAACGUAUCCUGCAAGCUGUCAGCUUUCCAUUUCUGGUGCGACUGGAGCACUCUUUUAAGGAUAACAGUAAUCUGUAUAUGAUUAUGGAGUAUGUCCCCGGGGGCGAAAUGUUUUCACACUUGAGGAGAAUCGGUAGAUUCAGUGAACCACACGCCCGCUUCUACGCAGCCCAGAUUGUACUGACCUUUGAAUACCUUCACUCACUGGAUCUCAUCUACCGAGAUCUGAAGCCAGAGAACCUGCUCAUCGACCAGCAAGGUUACAUACAGGUAACAGAUUUUGGAUUUGCAAAAAGGGUGAAGGGCAGGACUUGGACACUUUGCGGGACCCCAGAGUACCUCGCACCAGAGAUCAUCCUCAGUAAAGGUUACAAUAAAGCAGUGGAUUGGUGGGCUCUGGGUGUGCUGAUAUAUGAGAUGGCUGCUGGCUACCCCCCCUUCUUUGCAGACCAGCCUAUUCAGAUUUACGAGAAGAUUGUAUCAGGGAAGGUUCGUUUUCCCUCCCACUUUAGCUCAGAUCUGAAGGAUCUGUUGAGAAAUUUGCUGCAGGUGGACCUGACCAAGCGCUUUGGCAACCUCAGGAAUGGAGUCAAUGAUAUCAAGGGCCACAAGUGGUUUGCCACCACUGAUUGGAUUGCGAUCUAUCAGAGGAAGGUGGAAGCCCCCUUUAUUCCUAAGUGCAAAGGCCCUGGUGACACAAGCAACUUCGAUGACUACGAGGAAGAGGAAAUCAGAGUCUCCUUCACAGAAAAGUGUGCAAAGGAGUUUGCCGAGUUCUAGACUCUCCAACCAUGAGUAGCAGAGAGAGAGAGAGAGUAUGUGUCAGGUAUUUUGAAAGCAAAAGGGGGUCAGAAGAACGAAAGCGUUAGGGUGGACUGCUAACUUGCUUAUUUGUAAUGACGACAACAAUGUAAAAUCCCCCCCAGUCGAAAGGUAGGCAAAGUGAAGAAAGAUCCAACAGAACCAGCAGUGUUGCCUUUUCUGAUUGUUUCUCAACUGUUACCUAUUCAUUUUAUUUAUCCCUUUUGUGUUUGUGGCAGGGGCUUGAGGAGAACAGGCAUAGUUUGAGGCUGUCCAGCUGUACUUGUAUCUUUCUGAUGGUGUAUUGACAUGUUUUCAGUCUUUGCAGGUUUGAGGCAAUGAUUUUCUGUUAUGGUACUGAAUCUGCUAGGCUCCUUUUUGAAUGGGCCCUCUGCAAGCUUCUCAAAGAGUGAUUGUUGUAUCUUCUCACCCCUGGUUCCCCCACCAUCUCUCCAUCCUGAAUCUGUCCAAGCAAUACCAAGUCCAACAGAUGUGCCUAUCAUAAUGCCAACUGGUUGGAAAACUGUGUCGAAAGCAUUUGUGCAGAGCUUUGGCCAUGGUGGCAUCAGCCCUUGUGCCCGUUUGGUUGAAAGCUUGAAAACUCUCUGCACCUGCCUUUGUCUGCUCAAUGUGGCAUGAUUAUUGGGUAGAUGAUGCUUUCACUGCUUGCAGUUGAAGCAGCGGUGACCUCUUUGAUUAGAGUGAAAAUUGUUUAUCACAGUAAACUUCAUCUAGGUCUUAUUCCUUGUGGGGAUCUGUGAGAAAUGGUUAAACAUGAGGUCUACAUUUAAGUCUGUCUUUCUCUUAGCUGAAUUUAUUAGAGCAUUUUAAGAAUCCUAUUGGUGAUCAUUUUGUCCUUUUAUGUCAAUCUCUGUGCUUGUGUGUUAUUUAGUGCUCAAAGGUAGGUUUAAAGAGCUGUGAUUUAGCAGCAACUAACAUUGUGGUCACACUCCUGACUUGUUUAUUUAAUUCUCAUAGCUGUGAAACUGAAUUAAGAUUUCAUAAAUAAACAAAUGUAAUUUCUGCCAAAUUUGCAAAGCGAGAACAUUGCAAGUUUUCUGUAUGUAACAAUGACGGUGGUGGAUUUUUGAAACGCAAAAAAAAGUAGCAAAACGUUUCAGCAAAAUGUGCAUGUUAUUUUUGUAUAAAUUCACUUUUAAAGAAAGAUGGCAGAGCAUUAUUCUUUAUUUGUGCUGAGAUCAUGGAUAACAUGCUUAACUAUUAAAAUGGACUCUGGGCUACUCUGUUUUGAAAAUGGAAAAAGUCCCAGUCAAAUAAGUCCUUCUGGGCUUUUUUCAUUAUUAAGAUGUAGGGCAAGAAUUACCCGAUAAUUGUCACUAACUUGUGCUUCUCACCCUAAUAAUUGUCCAACCCCUUGUAUAUAUCGUACAUGUACCCCUUCAGAUAGAUCUGCAGUCCAAUCAAAUUAUUGGAACUGUUGAGAUUGGAGUGUUUUUAUUUCCGUUUUCAAGCUUUCUGUGUAACAAAUUAAACUAAGGAAGCUAUCCAAAAGCUGUCCCCUUUUACCAAGUUUAUUUCUGUGGAUGCAAGACAAUCGCAGACCAAAUCUUAUUGCUGGUUUGUUGACUGAACACAUUGUUUUUGGUUUGAUGAAGGAUGUUCGUUCCAACCCCCCAAACCCGCCCUCCCAUAGGCCCUAGGUGCUAGACUUUGUCCAUCUCACUGACAAGCUUCUGUGAAUUGUUUGAUGUGCAUCAACCUAUUUGUCAUAAAGUCUUGUAACAUGACAUUUUUGAGAAUGUUUUUUGACACUCAAUGAUUUCUGUAGACUUGAGUAAUUAUUUUGGCAGUCUCUUUCAGUGUAAUGGAAAUCAAAAGCGCAGGAUACCUUUUUGAAUGUCUUGAACUGUCUGAUGGAAAUGUUUCAAUGCUGUUUGGAAACAUGAUGUGUGUUUUGUACAAUACAUGUUUCUCUGGUGAGUUUGUUUUUUUUCUUGCGUGUGGUAAAGCAACCCAACAGCAAGACAUCCCCUGGACCUGAGACAUGUUUGACAAAUUAUUGUUUCUGCAGCCGACAGUCUCAUCGUUGUUGGACCUUUUGAUUUGUUAGAGGAUCACUUUGACAAUGCAGUGGAUCACCAACCAACUUGUCCAGUCUUUUGCGAAUAAUGAAGCACACGCCACAUCCUUUCAAAUCUCCUACCUAAUUGAUUUGUGCUAAUUAUUUGAAACUUUUAAGACACAAUGUAAUGCUUUGAAGAGAGCACAUGUAAUAUCUUUUGUAUUUAUGUUGUGACAAAUGACUUAAUCAGAGUUGGUGGGUAGAAGGCAGCGCCACUUGAUCCACUUAAGACACUGAGGCCAUCGCAGUGGUUUUUAUUUGUUAAGUUUAUUUUUGUUUCCCAUACACAACAUCUUGUCAGCUGUCUUUAAUUCUCUAUCAACUAUCAACUUGGCUCUGUGCUAACUUUGAGUUUUUCUCCAGUGUUUGCCUUCUAUUUUCAUCAAGUUUCCACACACACUUCAUUCAGACGUCACACUUUUUACAUCUGAGAUGUUUUGUGUUCAUAUUUUCUAAUUGUAUUUUCAAAAAAAAAAAAAAAAAGCAAAAAAGCAAAAAAAACAGAACAUUAAUCUUUUCCUCAUGACCUGGGUACAGUGAUUGUGUAGUCUAUUGUACCUUUUGGGAAACAAUACUGUAUAUCCUUGCCUUUGACAGUCUUAACUAUCUUACCCUCUGGAGAACUUGACAGAUACCCUUAGAACACAAUGAGUAUGUUUAAAAAAAAUAUAUAUAUACAUAAAGUAAUAUUUUGCAAAAUGUAUCAUUCCAAUAAACUUUUACUUGUUAAGACUAA
Messenger RNA from Scatophagus argus, 4659 nucleotides. It is a transcript of the gene prkacaa, whose product is annotated as protein kinase, cAMP-dependent, catalytic, alpha, genome duplicate a. The record is from RefSeq and is a predicted model, not a curated record. Gene Ontology annotation, cellular component: cAMP-dependent protein kinase complex; nucleus. Gene Ontology annotation, biological process: peptidyl-serine phosphorylation. Gene Ontology annotation, molecular function: protein kinase A regulatory subunit binding; ATP binding; cAMP-dependent protein kinase activity. The transcript has 10 exons. Lineage: Eukaryota; Metazoa; Chordata; Actinopteri; Scatophagidae. The coding region runs from base 764 to 1819 and encodes 351 amino acids.